Molecule: messenger RNA, 4007 nt
Organism: Exserohilum turcica Et28A
Lineage: Eukaryota; Fungi; Ascomycota; Dothideomycetes; Pleosporales; Pleosporaceae
Exons: 2
Coding region: 8-3928 (1306 amino acids)
Biological process (GO): retrograde vesicle-mediated transport, Golgi to endoplasmic reticulum; phospholipid translocation; endocytosis
Cellular component (GO): trans-Golgi network; endosome; plasma membrane
Molecular function (GO): ATPase-coupled intramembrane lipid carrier activity; magnesium ion binding; ATP hydrolysis activity
Source: RefSeq, a predicted model, not a curated record
AUGAGCCAUGGCUGCUCCCCACCAGUAUCACCAGCCGAAUGCGCCAGACUCAGACUCCGACCUAGAACUAGACCUGGAGGAGCUGGAUCCGCUGGCCUCUCGCUCACAGUUGGCCGCCACGCCCCCGCGACGCCAGUUAAAAGAACAGAGACGGCCGUACCAUGAGCUGGGCGCAAGAAUACCACUGAGGAAUCUGAGAGUUGGCAGGUUGCGGGCAAGCAAGAGGAGAGAAGAGCCGGAAGAGGAUGACUUGACGGGACUGCUGGACGAUGGUGAAGGUGAAGGAUCCAAGAGGAAUUCGGCUGGCAGCUACGGCCAGUCUGGCGAGGACGAAUCGCCCCUGUUGCCAGCCCAGCGUUCCGCGCGAAGACGCAAGCCAUCGCAGAGUGCAAUGUCCAGAUUGGGGUCGAGUAUGCGGCUGCCCAGCUUCCUCUCGCGGCAGAACAACGCAGCCAUACAGCUAGGAGACGACAAUGGCGAGUCGGGCGCAGAGGAGGAGCAUGACCCCACCACACAGCGCACCAUAUCUGUCGGCCAGCUUCAAACUUCGAGAUUCCCGGCAAACGCAGUCUCCAACGCAAAGUACACGCCCUGGAGCUUCCUCCCACGCACCCUGUACAACGAGUUCUCCUUCUUCAUCAACAUGUACUUCUUGCUCGUGGCCUUGUCGCAAGCCAUACCCGUCCUACGAAUCGGCUACCUCUCGACGUACAUCGCCCCACUUGGCUUUGUCUUAACGAUAACCCUGUCAAAGGAGGCCUCGGACGAUAUCGCACGGCGGCGGAGAGAUGCGGAAGCAAACUCGGAGGGCUACACGGUUCUGAAGUUUGAGGAGAACGGUAUGGGAAAUGGUGUUGCGCCAGGCAGAAAUUCGCAAAGGAAGAAGCGCGUGAGAAAACAGAACAAGAAAGAAGGGCGCUUGCAAGAUAUUGGAGACGAGGAGCAGCAGCUUUCAGGAAAGGGCCUGGCAACCUGCACUUACUGGGAGGUUGUGAAGCCUUCCCGGAGCCUCAAAGUGGGUGAUGUGGUUAAGCUUGGCAAGGAUCAGAGAGUACCGGCCGACAUGGUACUUCUCAAAAGCUAUUCCACUGACAGCAGCAUUGCUACACCGGAUAAGGCAGAUUCACAAGGCUUCUCGCUCCCGUUGAUAGAUAGUGACGAGUCUGCAGAUGCAGCAAAGGUUGAUGACGUCGCAGCGACCGGGACUUCAGGUGAAGCCUUUAUCAGGACCGACCAACUCGAUGGAGAAACCGACUGGAAGCUGCGUCUGACUUCGCCAUUGACGCAAAAUCUGGACGUUGGAGAGUAUACCCGACUGCGGGUCGUCGCCGGGAAACCAGACAAAAAGGUAAAUGAGUUUUAUGGAACUGUGGAAUUGCUACCCAAGAGUCAGCGACAAUACGACCCCCAUGACGGCGAAGAGGCCUCUUCUUCGGAAGAAACCAAGUCUGCUCCUCUCAGCAUUGACAACACCAUCUGGGCAAACACGGUUGUGGCCUCUAGCUGCAGUCUUCUUGCUGUCGUGGUGUAUACCGGACCACAAACGCGCCAGGCGCUGUCCACUUCGCCUUCAAGGUCCAAAACUGGUCUCUUGGAACUGGAAAUCAACUCUCUCACAAAAUGGCUAUGUAUCUUCACGCUGUCAUUAUCCUUCAUCCUCGUAGCGCUCGCACGGUUCCAAGAAAUUCAAGGCCGCGAGUGGUGGGCUUCCAUGCUGCGAUUUCUCAUUCUAUUCUCGACCAUUGUUCCUGUGGGUUUGCGCGUCAAUCUCGACAUGGGAAAGUCUGUGUACGCUUGGUUCAUUCAUCACGACGAGACCAUAAAAGGAACCAUUGUCCGGACAAGCACUAUCCCAGAAGACUUGGGUCGGAUAGAAUACUUGUUGAGCGACAAGACAGGCACUCUAACACAAAACGAGAUGAUAAUGAAGAAGAUCCAUGUCGGUACGGUGUCUUAUGCAAACGAGGCUAUGGACGAGGUAUCAUCAUACGUCCGCCAAUGCUUCACACCUCCCGCUGGAGAGGCUCCCUCGCUCGUCACGCCCUCGUCCGCUUACACGGCCCCUCUCACCUCGGCCACGCGUACCCGCAGAGAGAUUGGUUCGCGAGUGCGCGAUGUGGUGCUAGCACUGGCGCUAUGUCAUAAUGUAACACCAACAACAGAAGAAGAGAACGGCGAGGAGGUGACUACAUACCAAGCAUCUUCACCCGACGAAAUCGCCAUUGUACGUUGGACCGAGGCAGUCGGUCUGAAACUUCUUUCCCGGGACCGUGAAUCUAUGACUCUCCUUUCAUGCCACAGUGGAAGCACUGUUGUCAAGGUUCGCAUCUUGAACGUGUUUCCAUUCACAUCCGAAGGCAAGCGCAUGGGCAUUGUUGUCAAGUUCUAUCACGGCCCUGUUUCAUCGCCCACCGACGAUGAUGGCGAGAUUUGGUUCUACCAAAAGGGUGCAGAUACCGUCAUGACAUCCAUUGUAGCCGCCAACGAUUGGCUGGACGAAGAGACGGCGAACAUGGCGCGUGAAGGUCUCCGCACUCUAGUCGUCGGCCGCAAAAGGCUCUCGGCUCAAACGUACCAGGACUUCAUCACCAAGCAUGCGCAAGCCUCCCUCGCCCUUAGCAACCGCGACGCUUCGGUAGCUGGAGUUGUCAAAGAAUACCUGGAACAUGACUUGGAGCUGCUUGGCGUUACUGGCGUUGAGGACAAACUACAAAAGGACGUCAAGCCUUCGCUCGAACUUCUGCGCAACGCAGGUAUUAAGAUUUGGAUGUUGACAGGCGACAAAGUCGAAACCGCCCGCUGUGUAGCCGUCAGCUCCAAGCUCGUAGCGCGUGGCCAAUACGUGCAUACAAUCGCCAAGCUGAAACGCAAAGACCUAGCCUCCUCGUCUCUCGACUUUCUUCGUGGAAAGCUUGAUGCUUGUCUACUCAUUGACGGCGAGUCCCUUGCUCUGUUCCUCCAGCACUUUCGGCAAGAGUUCAUAACCGUGGCUGUACAGCUGCCCACAGUCGUCGCAUGCCGAUGCUCUCCGACUCAAAAAGCGGACGUUGCCCGCCUGAUUCGCGAAUUCACCAAGAAGCGCGUGUGCUGCAUCGGCGACGGCGGUAACGAUGUGUCGAUGAUCCAGGCCGCCGAUGUUGGUGUUGGCAUUGUCGGAAAAGAAGGUCGCCAGGCAUCUCUCGCCGCCGACUUUUCCAUUGAGCAAUUCUGCUACCUGGUCAAGCUGCUCGUCUGGCACGGCCGCAACUCGUACAAGCGAUCCGCCAAACUGUCUCAGUUUGUCAUUCAUCGCGGUCUCAUCAUUUCCAUUUGCCAGACCGUCUUUUCCAUUGCCAGCAAAUUUGAGCCCAACGCGCUGUACCGAGACUAUCUCUUGGUCGGCUACUCGACCAUUUACACGAUGAUGCCUGUUUUCUCUCUUGUCCUGGACCGCGACGUGGACGAGAGCGUCGCAAACCUGUACCCCGAGCUCUACGCUGAACUCAAGACAGGGCGCUCGCUGUCGUACAAGUCGUUCUUCAUCUGGGUUGCCGUCUCCGUCUACCAGGGCUCCAUCAUCCAAGGCUGCAGCCAACUUCUCAUUGGCGUUGGACGAUCUACAAGUGCGGGCGAAACACCGGACCCAACGUUUCUCAAGAUGGUGUCUGUCUCCUUCUCGGUCCUCGUCGUCAACGAGCUGGUCAUGGUGGCUAUGGAAGUCACAACGUGGCAUUGGAUCAUGAUUGCUAGUAUUGUCGGCACAGCUGGUAUUUACUUUGGCUCGGUGCCGUUACUGGAUGAAUAUUUCGACCUGGGGUAUGUGGCCAGCAUGGCAUUUUGGUGGAGGUUUGCCGUGAUUGCGGCGAUCAGUUUGGUGCCGCCGUAUGCAGCGAAGCUGCUGGGGAGGAGGCUGAAGCCGCCGAGCUAUCGCAAGGUGCAGGGCGUGUAGGGAUAUGCCCGGCAUGGUUGUAUUAUUUAUUUGCUUUUUAUUGCGUAGCAGCGUUUAUGUGAGAAGAAUACGAUAUUCC